Messenger RNA from Halteromyces radiatus, 1618 nucleotides. Its product is annotated as ribosome biogenesis protein Nop53/GLTSCR2. The transcript is spliced from 6 exons. Gene Ontology annotation, biological process: ribosomal large subunit assembly; rRNA processing. The coding region runs from base 54 to 1385 and encodes 443 amino acids. Gene Ontology annotation, molecular function: 5S rRNA binding. Gene Ontology annotation, cellular component: nucleolus. The record is from RefSeq and is a predicted model, not a curated record. NCBI's taxonomy places the organism in Eukaryota, Fungi, Mucoromycota, Mucoromycetes, Mucorales, Cunninghamellaceae.
AGUCCUUCUUUUUUAUCGAUAUCCUUGUUUUUUUAUUAUUAUUAUUAUUAACAAUGUCAGGAAAACCUGAAGAUGUAUUAGAAACAACACCAACAACGGAAAAACCCAAGAAAUCACAACCUAGUCGUAAAGGCAAAAAAGCAUGGCGCAAAAAUGUUGAUGUUGAAGAAUUAGAAAGUGGUCUUGAAUCACUUCGAUCUGAAGAACGUGUGCGUGGUACGAUCGAUGACUUGCCUGAAGAAGAACACUUUACUAUUGAUUUGGGUGGUGAUGAAAAAGUGAAGGAUAUGAUCAGAUCAACUAGCAAACCCUUACGUGUGGAUCAAAUCUUGGCUCAACGAUCCGCUGUACCUGCUCUUGGAGGUCGUCAUGUCCAUAAUCUCUCUGAACCUGUAUAUGGUGAACUAUCUAAACAUCAAGAAAAGAAGGUCAACCAACUUGCUAAACGAAAACUCAAAGAAGCACCCAAACCAAAGACCAAAAAGAAGGCUAAAGUAUCAUAUGAUAUGUGGAAUGAUGAAGAAGAAACCGACAAAAUAACUAUGGACAACAAUGAUUAUCUUGAACCUACAAAACCUAGCAAAGUCAAGGCACCAGUAACAAUGGCCAGGAUACCUAAAGUGAUGCAACACAAACCAGCUGUUACGGUUCCUCAUGCAGGUGCAUCUUACAACCCUACUGAAGAAGAUCAUAAAGCAUUAUUAAAAAAGGCCGCGGAUGUGGAAAUCGCCAAGUAUAAGGAAGAAAAGAAAUUGGAUCAAAUCUUAUCGUAUCGUAAGGAAUUGGAAGAACUUCCUCAUGAAUUACAACACUUGGAAGACGGGAAUGAAGAAGAAGAAGAUAAAACAAGUGAUACAGAAGAAGAUAUAGUCGAAAACAAGAAAAAAAAGAAGGUUGAACGCAAGACAACAUCACAACGACACAAGGAAGCUCGCACCAAGGCAGCUCAACGAGUUUACGAUUUGAAACAACAAGAAAAGAAGGUCCGGCAAGAAAUCGAACGAUUAGAAAUCACUCAAAAAGAAUUGGAAGAACGUACCAAGCUUAUUGACAAGUUGGCCAAGAACCGUGUUGAAACCAAAGAAAGAAAGGAACGAGAAGGAAUGAAUCGUAUUGGUCAAUUCCAUGUGCAAGAUAUGAGUAUGGAAGUUCAAUUGGAAGAUGAACUAAGUGAAACGUUACGUCAACUCAAGCCUGAAGGUAGUAUUUUCAAGGAUCGAUUUGUCAGUCUUCAACAACGAAAUAUCAUUGAACCAAGAUCACCCUUCAAGACACCCAAGAGAAAAUAUGCCCUCAAGGUAUAUGAAAGAAGAUCUUACAAGACCUUUGAUGCCACCGAAAGGAAAAAAGCUCAAUAUAAGCAAAUCAUGCAAAAGAAAAAAUAAUGAACUGUAUUUAGAUUAUUUUACAUCCAUCAUCACAUUUUUUUUUAUUAUUAUUCAUUGUUAUUAUUAGUUUACCAUGCAUUCAACAUUUUCUCCUCCCUUUUUUUUAUCUUCAUUCUAUGUAUUGUUUUUUUUCUUACACUCUAUUCUAUACAAUCCACUCAAUAAAACUAUCAUCCUUAUUACUACUACCCAAAAAAAAAAGAGAGAAUGUUAUGAUAAGGAAGGAACUU